Nothobranchius furzeri (turquoise killifish) is the source of this 1368-nucleotide messenger RNA. RefSeq lists its product as uncharacterized. The record is from RefSeq and is a predicted model, not a curated record. Lineage: Eukaryota; Metazoa; Chordata; Actinopteri; Cyprinodontiformes; Nothobranchiidae. Gene Ontology annotation, molecular function: nucleic acid binding; hydrolase activity; metal ion binding.
AUGCAUAUGUUUUGCACCCUCUCCUUCUUCCUGCUGAUGGUGUUCUACCUGGUGAGGGCCACAGUGUCUAACAGCUUCAGAGACUGCAGCCAGUUUUUCUACAUGCAAACACCUCCUACAGGUAUCAAGGGGUCAAACCCGAAGCAUAUAUGCCAGAAGUAUGUAGACAAACUCCGCUACGCCACGUUGUACGACAGCAGCCACCACCUGCCUCUCUACUCAGCGUACAUUUUUAAGAAGUCCAAUGGGAAGAGGAGGGCAGACACACCCUGGAUACAUAAGGAGAAAAACAUGCUGGAUAAACUGGUGUCUGAUGAUGACGGCGGUAACAUGAAGGUCCUUCCUCUAAGCAACGACACCCCCCCUCUGAUUGAGGACAGCCAGACUGUGUUGGAUGACUACAUCGAUGCCGUAGACUACAGGCGAGGUCCUCUGACUCCAGAUCAGCACCAAGCAGACCCAGAAGACAAGUCCUCCACCUACACGUUGACCAACACCGUUCCACUCGUCACAGACUUCCUGGACUCCUCCUGGAACCCAUAUUUAAACCUCAUCCGCCAACGUCUGAACAACUUCUGCCACAGUAAAUCAUUCAUCGUGACCGGGGUAACUUUUUCAGGGGCAGCUAUCAACCGUGAUAACAGGGACCGCCUCGUGAUACCCAAACACUUAUGGCUGGCGUACUGCUGCCCGCUGUAUGAUCGUAACUCACCAUAAGAGGUGAGGUUUAUGUUCCCCAGCUAUGGAGGCUACGCCCUGAAUGAACAGACGGGCAACAGUGUGAUGGAGGUCCCUCUAAAGACUAUGGAGAGCUUCCUGAGGAGCCAGGCAGACAUAUACAGAGACCUGGCUGUUUUUUAUAAAGGCUGUGUGUCGGAGAACCCCUUAGAGUAAACGAGGAGAGACCUGCAGGUGGAGUAACAGAAGAAGCACCUGCUGAGAUGUUAUAUCUCUCAAACGUUAACUGUUACAGUCUUAAGUCAAUUUUGCAUCUUCACAUUAAAUUCAAUGACAUCUGAUAACUGAUUUUGUUUGAAACUUGCAACUUAAACUGUUAAAUGUUUGAUAAAAUCAUGGAAAAUCGUGUCUGGAGCAUAUCACACAACAGAACAACAACAAGACUUCAGCCUGCCUGGAAAUGUGUUCGGUAAACGGUAAACUUGUAAUUUAAGAAGGCAGUAAUCGCUUGUAUCUAAAUAUGAAAUAUAAAAAUACAUGGUCGGUGUGUUCUCUCUCUUUGAAACAAUCACAUAAUCAUAUCCCAAAGAUAAAACAAGAGCGUGAAAUAAAUUGAUCUUUUCUUCGCAAUUAAAGGUGCAGUGUGUUAGUGAGAAUUUUACAGUGAAAAAAAUCCACAAGAGUCUAAUG